Molecule: messenger RNA, 3367 nt
Organism: Ailuropoda melanoleuca (giant panda)
Lineage: Eukaryota; Metazoa; Chordata; Mammalia; Carnivora; Ursidae
Product: guanylate cyclase 2G-like
Biological process (GO): protein phosphorylation; cGMP biosynthetic process; receptor guanylyl cyclase signaling pathway
Cellular component (GO): plasma membrane
Molecular function (GO): peptide receptor activity; protein kinase activity; guanylate cyclase activity
Source: RefSeq, a predicted model, not a curated record
ACCAGGGUCUUGCUAAUUCCCUGCCCCAGCCUCUUUCUUCAAGACUGCAGUGUCUAGAUGUGUGAGGACAGAUUCUGAAAAGGGAAGGUUUUGGUUAAUUAAUGGCACUGAACAGAAAGCAAGCCGUGGUCCUCAGGGAACUCUGCACUAUCAUUAAAGCUGCUGGCAUGAGUGGUCAGGAGCCUGAGCCUCUGAGUUCUGCAGUGAUACAGGUGCCAUCAUGGCUCCCAGGAUAGGUGCUGAGGCCUCGCUCAGGUCUGGGCUCUGUUUGAGGAUCGAGGGCCAUGCUGCCCACACAGCACUAGUUCUGACCCUCUUCCCCAGUAUGCUGGUGACUUGGCUUGAGGCUGCUAACCUCACUGUGGGCUUCCAGCUCCCCUGGAACAUCUCCCAUCCGUUCAGUGUGCAAAGGCUGGGUGCAGGCCUUCAGAUUGCCAUGGACAAGAUCAACUCAGAGACAGUGGACCUCGGAAGCUUCAGCUGGGAAUUCACUUAUACCAACUCAACUUGCAGCAUCAAGGAGUCUCACAUUAUUCUCACCAAUCAGGUCCAGAGACAACAGAUUUCUGCUCUGUUUGGCCCAGCAUGCCCAGAAGCAGCAGAGGUUAUUGGCUUGCUAGCCUCAGAGUGGAAUAUCCCUGUGUUUGACUUUUUUGGACAAACUGCAAAACUGGAGGACAACUUCUUAUAUGACACCUAUGUGACACUUGUGCCACCCAGGUACAAAAUUGGUGAUGUGCUCCAGAGAAGUCUUCAGUACCUGGGCUGGAAACACAUUGGGAUGUUUGGGGGUCACUCUGGGACUUCCUCCUGGGAUAGAGUGGGUGAAUUGUGGAAGGUUGUAGAGAAUGGACUCAAAUCCCAUUUCACCAUCACGGUCAGUGUGAAAUACACCAACAAUGACCCAGCCUCCCUUCAGGAGAAUCUUAGAGGCAUGUCAUUGGCUACCAGAAUUAACAUCUUAAUCUGCAGCUCAGAGGAUGCAAAAACUAUCCUGCUGCCUGCAGAGAACCUGGGACUCAGCCCAGGGGAAUUCCUCUUCAGUAUUGUGCAGUGGACGGACGUGGGUGCUGAUAAGCCCUCAGUGACCCCCACAGUGAGCCCGUACGCGGCCUACAUCCUGCGCUACGCACAGCCGGCCAGGGCCGAGGCCGGACCCCUGAGGAAUGUCUCCACGAUUCGUCGGCCCCAUCGCUCCUUUCCUGAAGACAGACCCAGCUGCGGAUUUUCUAAUGAGCUCUGUGAACCCACACCUGCUUCUACAGGGGUGACUGCUGUGAUCCUCACAAUGGCCCUCCUGGUUACUGUCUUGGGAACUGUGACAGGUCUGAUUUUAAAGAUGCAGAGUGGAAAAUUGCAAAAGCAAAAUAAAGACAUUUGGUGGCAAAUCAAUUAUGAUGACAUCACCAUUCUGCCCCAGAAUGAGUAUAAAGCAGUGCAAUCUUUGCAAGCGUACACCGAUUAUUCCGAAGCAUUUAUUGCCCUCCUGGAAAUGUUAAUUGAGGGUGGAGGUGUGACGGAGAAGAACCCUGAGCCUCCUUCUUCCCUCUUCAACCGAAGCAGCUCGGUUCUGUCCUACCUGAUUCCUGCAUCAGGGUUCCAGCCAUCCCAGAGAGGCACACCUGUGUCGAGAGGGGACAACCGUCAUUCAUCUAGUGUGAUGAUUUCUGGGGACGCCAGUUCCUUUGUCAAGAGCCAGCCAGGGGAAGAGCUCUUUUAUGCCCCUGUAGGGCUUUACCAGAUUAAGAACACCCCAGUUCGUCUCUGGUUCCAGGGAAACCAUGUGGCCGUCUGCAAUGCUGGUGACCAAGCAAAAGCCUGGGUCAGGAAGCCAUCUGUGCUGCAGGAAAUCCGGCUGGUGUAUGAGUUAAGGCACGAAAACAUUGUCCCCUUCUUCGGUGUUUGCACAGAACCACCCAACAUCUGCAUUGUCACCCAGUAUUGCGAGACAGGGAGCCUUAAGGAUGUUUUGAGAAACUCAGAUCAUGAGCUGGGUUGGAUAUUCAAACUCUCAUUUGCAUGUGACAUAGUCAAUGGCAAGCUGUUCCUCCAUGGGAGCCCCCUGGGGUCCCACGGCAACCCGAAGCCUUCCAGCUGCCUGGUGGAGCAGGUGAAGCUGAUGGGCUUUGGGCUGUGGGAGCUCAAGUAUGGCCGGACCUACGGAACAUACAGCCAGGGACCGACCAACCAUUCCAGAACUUACUGGACGGCCCCCGAGCUGCUGCGGCUCCCAAAGGCGCCCUGGUCCGGCACCCCAAAGGGAGAUGGCCACAGCUUUGCCACUCUGAUGACGGAGCUGAUCCACUCCCAGGUCCACGGGCCGUUUGACCACCUCAAGGAGGCGCCAGAUGAAAUCAUCAGCCGAAUCAAAGACCCUGCAGUGUCAGUUCCACUUCGCCCUUCCCUGUCGGAGGAGAAGGGCAAUGAGAAGAUUGUGGUCAUGGUGAAGGCAUGUUGGGAUGAAGCUCCAGAGAAAAGGCCCACUUUCUCUUCCAUCAAGAAAUUUUUACAGGAAGCCGGUUCCAAAGGGUGACCAGUGAGCAUCCUAGACAGUCUCGUGAGCAAGCCGGAGGUGUAUGCCAACCACCUGGAGGACGUGGUGGAAGAGAGGACCAACCAGCUGAUGGCAGAGAAGAAGGUAGAUAGGCUUCUGUCCACAAUGCUGCCAAGCUUCAUUGGAUAACAGCUCAUAGCUGGAAGGUCCGUGGAACCAGAACAUUUUGAGUCCCUGACAAUCUUUUUCUCCGACAUUGCUGGGUUCACAGAGCUGUGUUCACUCAGCUCCCCCUUGCAAGUUGUGAAUCUCCUUAACGACCCGUACAGUUUAUUUGAUCACAUCCUUAAAACAGAGGAUUCGUAUAAGGUGGAAACCAUUGGAGAUGCAUACGUGGUGGCUAGUGGACUUCCCAUCCUCAAUGGAAUCCAGCAGGUGGACGAGACUGCCACAAUGUCCUUGCACUCCCUCAGCGCCACUGUCGACUUCCAGAUCGGGCAGGUGCCCCAGGAGAAGCUCAGGCUUAGGACUGGCAUCCACACAGAUAGACAGCACUGGGCCUUCGGGUCCAGGUAUGGGGCCAGGUGGUUCUGGAUUCAAGUCCUGGGUCUGAGGUUUUGAGAAGCCUGAAGCUGAAUGGUAACAUCUACAAGGGAAACAAAAGGUUGAAUGGUCUCUGUAAAUGUAUUUCCAGCUAGCCAGAUUACUUGGUGACAGCGAAGACACCCAGAGACUCCAAGGUGUUGAACCAAAAGUUAGGAGGAGACCGAAAAGCAGGACAGUUUUAUGGGGCUGCUUCCCCCGCCCCAACCCCCAUGCCUCUGUAUCAAAUGCCCUUUGAUCUGGUCUAUUUUUGGUCAAACUCAUGGGCAU